AUGGUACAAGAGCGUGUUUUGAACGAAUUAAAAAAUUUAAACAUCAAACAUCUUUUAUUACAAGUCGGCGAUAGUGAUUUAAUAGAUUUUCCUCUCAAUGGAUCAAUUUUAAAUGAUGUUUAUAUUGAGUAUUAUAAAUUUAAAGAUUCACUUGAUUCCGAUAUAGAUAAAGCUGAUUUAAUUGUAAGUCAUGCUGGUGCUGGUAGUAUAUUACAAUGUUUAGAAGCAAAAAAACGUUUACUCGUUGUUGUUAAUGAAACACUGAUGAACAAUCAUCAAUUAGAAAUAGCUGAAGAAAUGGAAAAACAAGGUUAUCUAUUCUAUUGUACAUGUUCAACAUUACAAACGACAUUAAAAAAAUUUCAACAACAUCAAUUUAGAGCCUAUGAACGAGGUAAUCCAACAUUGUUUGGACGAUAUGUAAAUCAAAUUAUGUUAGAUAAUUGA
Molecule: messenger RNA, 447 nt
Organism: Didymodactylos carnosus
Lineage: Eukaryota; Metazoa; Rotifera; Eurotatoria; Philodinida; Philodinidae
Source: the annotation of a GenBank genome assembly